This is a messenger RNA of Seminavis robusta, 663 nucleotides long. The record is from the annotation of a GenBank genome assembly. NCBI's taxonomy places the organism in Eukaryota, Bacillariophyta, Bacillariophyceae, Naviculales, Naviculaceae.
AUGUCUACUAAUCCUGGAAGUUUUGCCAGGGACAAUGAUACUACCUAUCUCGAGGCGAUAGCCAUUGCCGGGAUCAUAAUGGGAGCUUUGGUUGCUUUGGUGAUACUGAGGUUAUUUGUGAAUCUAUGCAUCGAUGUGGUUAUUCUCGGGGAUUUGGAUUCCGCCAGGAGGUCACUGGGAUCGCUGGUACGGCGAUUUUGUCCGUGGUGGCAUCGAAGGACCCAACCUGAAGAUACUUCUGCAGAAACCAAUAAUGGUAACUCUAACGACCGAGAACAGCAGAUGAUGGAGUUGGGAAACACUCCGCGGAGAUUUCAGUAUUCCUUGGACGAAAGAAAGAAUAUCAUUGCCACCAUCCUUCAAGGAAGGACGCUUAAGAGUGAAGAUAUUGAAAAAUUAAAGAGUGACGAGCCUGAGCCUAGUUUUAUGAGUGAAGGGUCAGGGUCUGGUGGUGGGAAGAUUUGUUCCAUUUGCCUGGUGGAGUUUGCUGUUGGAGACACAGCGGUAACAGCAGAACGCUGUUCUCACACCUUUCAUCACAAGUGCAUAGUGGACUGGCUGGGCACGCAUCAGACCGAUUGCCCGUAUUGCAGAACGCAAAUGGUAUCACCAGAAGCUCUGGAAACAGCUGCCUCAUCUUCAAGUCUGUCUCAUUAUUUAUAG